Molecule: messenger RNA, 978 nt
Organism: Blumeria graminis f. sp. triticale
Lineage: Eukaryota; Fungi; Ascomycota; Leotiomycetes; Helotiales; Erysiphaceae
Source: the annotation of a GenBank genome assembly
AUGGAAAACAAUAUACAAGACCACGAUCAGGAUAUUUUAGAAUCACCAUUUACUCAGGAGUUAAUUAUAAAAUCCGAUGAACAAUAUGAUUCUUCUCAGGGCGUAUUUGAGAGUCAGAUCUCCAACAAGAUCCCCGAAAAAGGCUCAUUGUUGAAUUCUUACCCCGUGGUUAAAUCCGAAGAUCAAGUUGACUGCAAGCCAUACUUACUAUCCCUGCUUGGAAAUGAUACUACUGGGUGUCACUCAUUUAAAUGCGAAGAUCAAGUUGACCCCAAAUUACUUCUAUUAUCGAAGCUUGGAGAUGCCUCAUCUGAUUUGUCACUAAAAAAAUCAUUUCCGGCAAAACUUCCCAACAAUUCAUCACAGGCUGGAAGUAUAAUAGAACGCAAAAACAAAGCCGAGAAAUUAAGUGAUUUCUCGAAGACUUGUAAAGCUGACGAAUAUUGCAUUUCACGAGUCGAUUUUGGAGAAAGCUACCAGAACAACGCAAGUCUAGAUAUCAAAAUCGAUGUAAAUGAGACAAAAAUAGAUCAGCCACUGACUGAGACCUCAAAUUUACCUCACACCCAGCAGCACAGAAGAGCCUUCAAAGCAGAUCAACGUAUUCCACGCCGAUAUGUAGUGAUUCCAGAAGAUCAGAGAGUUCUGCUCGAUAGUCCAGACGCUUGGUACGAUCCUGAUGCAGUUCACAAAACCCAACAUGCAAAAAUUCCAGAGCAGGUUUGCAAUUCUCUAGCCUCGGAUUUAUCACAGGAACAGAAAUUCCCCAUUGAAUCUACGGACUCUAGUUUAUGUCAGUGGAUAGAUCAAGAAAGAAGACAGUCUAAACCCAGCCAAAGCAUCAAUUGUGACAAAAUUGAGGGACUAUUGAAGAGAUCACAACGCAUUCCACGUCGCUAUUUUCUAAUACCUAGCGACCAGAAAGCUUUACUGCAGAGUUCAGAUGCUUGGCGCAAGAAUUCCGCCAAGCGUCUUUGA